Molecule: messenger RNA, 1716 nt
Organism: Erythranthe guttata (spotted monkey flower)
Lineage: Eukaryota; Viridiplantae; Streptophyta; Magnoliopsida; Lamiales; Phrymaceae
Product: WAT1-related protein At1g70260
Cellular component (GO): membrane
Molecular function (GO): transmembrane transporter activity
Source: RefSeq, a predicted model, not a curated record
UGAUAAAAAUGGUCUUCCCUAAGUGUGCAUGGGGCACCACCCGAGUUGCUCAUUCUCCUUUUAAGUAGCUACACACUUUCUUGAAAGGUUACGUUCCAUUUUCUUUCUUUCUUUCUCUCUCCUCUUUAAUUUGAAUUUUUCAUCAUCAAUAAAUUGAUCAACAAAAUAAAUAGACUAAAAAACAAGAUAGAGCAGCUAAGUAAGAGAGAGAGAGAAAGGGAGAGAGGAGAGAGAAAGAGGGAUAUAUAUAUAGAUGAGGAUGAGAGAGACGACGAUGAGUGGCGGCAUGAAGGCGGUGUUGGGAGAGGUUUUGCCGUGCACGGCCAUGGUGGUGGUGGAGGGUUUAAUUAUAGGGUUGACUAUAAUGGCAAGCACCGCCAUGGCUAGAGGGAUGAGCCCUUAUGUGUUUGUUGUUUACACUAAUGCCCUUGGUUCAUUCAUUCUUCUCCUUUAUUCCUUCUUUUUUGAUAGGGAUAGAUCAGAAGAGCCAUUUUUUACCCUACCCUUUUUCCUCAGAGUCUGCUUGCUUGGUUUUGUAGGGAUAACCAUAGCACAGAAUCUAGCAUUUGUUGGUUUAAGUUACAGCUCUCCAAUUGUGGCAUGUGGCAUGGCCAAUCAGAUUCCUGCUAUGUCCUUCAUUCUCGGAAUUAUCCUCAGGACGGCAAAAUUCGAUUGGAAAAGCACGGGCAGCCGAGCAAGAUUAAUCGGCAGCUUGAUAUCUUUCACCGGAGCAAUUUCACUCACUCUCUACAAGGGCCCCACCAUCAGAAGCCACUCUUCUCCCUCACUUUCCCUUCACAAGACGGCGGCUGCGGCGGCGUUGGUGGUGGUACCACCACCACCAAGGCUGCUUGUUUUCUCUUCGCCACACGAAAACUGGAUUCUCGGCUGCGCUUUGUUCGCAGCUUCUUCACUUACUCUAGUCAUCUGGAACAUUAUCCAGGUGGGAACAGUGAAAAUGUGCUCACAAAUAAUGAAAAUAAUAUCAUUAUACACAUUUUUCGGGACCGUACAAUCAGCUCUUCUUGCAAUAUUAUUCCUGGAAAGAGAUCUUACUGCAUGGAAACUUGAGCUUAACUUCGAACUCUUGAUUAUCGUUCUAACGGCGAUUUUCAGCAGUGCGAUACGUAGCAGUAUUCAAAUAUGGUGCACGAAAUUGAAGGGACCUUAUUUCGUGCCCGCGUUCAAGCCAUUUGGAAUUCCCUACGCAAGUACAUUCGGCUCGUUGCUCUUCGCCGAUACGUUCCAUUACGGAAGUAUGAUGGGAGCAUUCGUAUGUGGAGUAGGCUAUUACACUGUGCUGUGGGGACAAAUUAAAGAUGACGAGGCACAUAAUAAAUCGGACAAUAAUAAAAAUAAUAAUAAUAAUGGCAAGAUCAAUUCUUCUUCCAUUGAUGACGUCAGGGUUCCACUUCUGGAAGAUCAGGACUCUCCAGUAUGACAUCAUCAUCGUCAAAAGAUUAAUUAUGGUUAAUUAUAUAUGGAUUAAAAAAAAAGGGUUGAUUAUCAUCAGCUGCAGAAAAUAUUCUUUUUUUGAUUGUUGAUUUGUUUUUGUGAACAAUUUGUUCACAAGAAGAGUUUGAUAAUUUUUAUAGAGGUUAUGAAUUAAGGGUCCGUUUUUUUAGGACAGUGUCCCACAAUUUGUACAUGUGAUUAAGUCCUGUAUUUUAUUGUAAUGCACAUUUAUUAUAUGGUAUUGUUUUGAUAGUAUUUAUU